UUCUCUAUUUCAAAACAAUACACUCUCACCGACGCGAUCCGAUCUCAUCUCAUCCCCUUGAAACCAUGGUUGAGCCGGCGAACACCGUUGGAAUCCCUGUGAACCAGACAGCGUUGUUGAAAGAUGAGCUCGAUAUCGUGAUUCCGACUAUCAGAAACCUCGAUUUCCUCGAGAUGUGGAGACCUUUCCUUCAGCCUUACCAUCUCAUCAUCGUCCAGGAUGGAGAUCCGACGAAGAAGAUCCAUGUUCCUGAAGGUUACGACUACGAGCUUUACAACAGGGAUCCAUCUGGGAAAGCUGUGAACGCUCUUGAGCAACAUAUCAAGAACCUUCUCUGCCCAUCGUCUCCCUUUUUCUUCAACACCUUGUAUGAUCCUUACCGUGAAGGUGCUGAUUUCGUCCGUGGAUACCCUUUCAGUCUACGUGAAGGUGUUUCCACUGCUGUUUCCCAUGGUCUCUGGCUCAACAUCCCUGAUUACGAUGCCCCUACCCAACUCGUCAAGCCUAAGGAGAGGAACACCAGGUAUGUGGAUGCUGUCAUGACCAUCCCAAAGGGAACACUUUUCCCAAUGUGCGGUAUGAAUUUGGCUUUCGACCGUGAUUUGAUUGGCCCAGCUAUGUACUUUGGUCUCAUGGGUGAUGGUCAGCCUAUUGGUCGUUACGACGAUAUGUGGGCUGGUUGGUGCAUCAAGGUGAUCUGUGACCAUUUGAGUUUGGGAGUGAAGACCGGUUUGCCAUACAUCUACCACAGCAAAGCGAGCAACCCUUUCGUGAACUUGAAGAAGGAAUACAAAGGAAUCUUCUGGCAGGAGGAGAUCAUUCCCUUCUUCCAGAACGUAAAGCUAUCGAAAGAAGCAGUAACUGUUCAGCAAUGCUACAUUGAGCUCUCAAAGAUGGUCAAGGAGAAGUUGAGCUCCUUAGACCCCUACUUUGACAAGCUUGCAGACGCCAUGGUUACAUGGAUUGAAGCUUGGGAUGAGCUUAACCCACCAGCUACAGCAGCCACUGCCAAAGCUUGAGCAGUAUGAGCCAAAAAGAAAAAACCACCACAGUUUUGGUUAUUUUUAGCUCAAAUUAUCUUUACUUUUAAAUUUCGGAUUUUUAUGAACCUUUCUUGUUUUUACUCUUUACACUUUUGAGUAGUUGUUAUCAUCAGUACCCUUCUCAUUGUCCGACUAUGGUUUUUGCAUUUGGUUUUAAAUUGUCACCGGUUUAUUUAUAAGCAAUGGUGAAUUUGUAGUACUAUUUUCUGAGUUUUUCCUUUUGUUUUAUUAAUAAAAAAGCCUUUCGCAGGUGUUUGCAAAA
Messenger RNA from Camelina sativa (false flax), 1305 nucleotides. NCBI's taxonomy places the organism in Eukaryota, Viridiplantae, Streptophyta, Magnoliopsida, Brassicales, Brassicaceae. The record is from RefSeq and is a predicted model, not a curated record.